GGAGGACUACAAUGAACGAUGGAAAUGUCUCCGCCACUCCUUACAGAUACUCGCUGAGACGUUGGAGUGUAAUAUAUUUCUAAACAAUAAGGUUGUUGCUGCUGUGGGGAGGCCCCAGUAACAAUUAUCAAGUUGUUGGUGGAAAACUGCAUUCGUCAUAAUGUGUGUCCUGGGACCCUCAUCAGGGAUUUUAACUGUUUUUCAAAAGGCAUGAUAAGUAUCGAGGACCCCCACGUACAACACAGAGAGAUCGAUAGGUCAGCGAUGACGGUCAUGCCUGAACUCACCUCUUUCUGUACGUUCAUUGAAGUAGAACAAGCAACUCUAGUGCGAAAAGAUUGGAAGAGUGUGGAAGCGUGCUUAAGCAAGCAUGGCUAUUCUUGCAAACUUAUUACUCAGGCCGAGUUCUGUUACUGUUUCAUGAUAGUCUCCAAAACUAAAAACAUUGGGGAUCUAGAUAUUACUGACAAGAUUUGGGAUUUCCUUAAACUUGUGUCGAUUGAGCUUCAGCCUUCUAAGGCAAUUGGUAUACUGAAUGGCUCUAUGCAUUGUCAGUUCAUCCCGGCGGGGUAUGAAUGUGGUGGUCCGUUAUGUUCAAAGUUUGGUGUCACUGAGGAGCAAUAUGCUGAAGUGGUGUGGCCACGUAUUCAGAAUAGCUUUGAGAAAUUAAGUUCUCGAUUGCGGUGUGAGUUCAUUGUAAUGCCGGACUUUAUUGCUGUCUUUGGAUCUACACAAGUAAAGGUGUUCUGUGGGUUUGUGUAUAAUGUGUGCUUUCGCUUGAAACAACGUCCAGCUUUGCGAUUUCGGGGAGGUUGGAAGAGUUGGUGAUUCCUGACUUGCUCGCAAAUCCUGGUUUUCAAUAUCCCUCGUCCAUGGACUCCAUUCUAGUCGAUGAAUCCUGAGGUUCGUGCACACUGGUCUCUAGGGCCAUGCUCGAGGCCCAGAGUUGAAUUUAAAGAAGAAGCUUUUGAGUCUUUCCAAUUGUUUGUGUGUAAAUUAUGGCUUAUAAAUUUUUGAACUUCUAAAUGUGGCCAUCGGGGCCACUGUACAAUUUACUUAAAUUUUCCUGAUAUCACUG
Molecule: messenger RNA, 1078 nt
Organism: Argentina anserina (silverweed cinquefoil)
Lineage: Eukaryota; Viridiplantae; Streptophyta; Magnoliopsida; Rosales; Rosaceae
Exons: 9
Coding region: 211-828 (205 amino acids)
Molecular function (GO): RNA binding
Source: RefSeq, a predicted model, not a curated record